AUGAAACGGCGACAAAAGAGGAAACAUCUGGAAAUUGAAGAGUCCCAGGAAGCUGAUGAGAAGGAAAGAGGAAUUUCAAAGUUACAAGAGGAUGCCCGUCAGCCUGAAUCCACUGAAGUGGCCGAAGCCCAGAGCCUAGGGGUAGGGGAGGUCUCGUCUGCCUCCAAAUACUUCUCCUGUGUUUCUUCUCCAUACAAGCUCAUCCAUCAUAGUAAGGGAACCCGGAAAUUACAACGAGACAGUCCCAAGCAUAGAUCAGCCUUAGCCCAGGUUCAGGAAGGAGAGGAGACUACUCUCCCCUCACAGCAUGCCUCCUCAUCCUGUCCAUCUUAUAAGACAUGUAUGUCCUCUCUGUGUAUAAACAAAGAGGAAAGGGGAAUGAAAAUAUACUACAUGCAUGUGCAAAUGAGAAAAGGUGUGGCUAUCUCCUGGGAGACAGAGGAAGCCUCAGAGUCCCUAGAAAAGCAGCCAAGGUUGGAAGAAGCCACCCUUCCUGAGGGUGUGUGGGUAGGGACUCCCCCAUCUGAUGUGUCCACCAGAAACCUCCUGUCGGACAGUGAGCCCAGUGGGGAAGAGAAAGAACAUGAGGAAAAGUCAGAGUCAGACAGCCCACCAGGGUCACCCACAGUUGAGGAAAGACCCAGGGCCAAGACACCGGACUGGCUAGUGACCAUGGAGAAUGGAUUCAGGUGCAUGGCCUGCUGCAGGGUCUUUGCCACCAUGGAGAGCCUCCAGGAGCACGUGAAACAUGGGAUCAGGGAGGGCUUCAGCUGCCACGUCUUUCAUCUAACCAUGGCUGAACUGAUAGGCAAUAUGGAAUCAGAAAACACCCAGGAGGAGGAAGAGGACAACAACGAGGAAGAAAAGAAACCCAAAGAAAAGAGUGAGGACCAACGGCCGGCAGAGGAAGACUUUGGUGUGAAGAAACUCUGGAGCCACUGUCCAGGCUGUGUGUUUGAUUCUCCAAAGGACAGAACAACUGAGAUUCCUGGGCCAGAAGAUCCUGGAAGAUGUGGUGGCCUUCUCUUGGGAGAGAGACAAGAAAGGACCAUGGAGACAGCAGCGGCAGCAAACAGAAUGCCAAUAGUGUAA
Molecule: messenger RNA, 1092 nt
Organism: Nannospalax galili (Upper Galilee mountains blind mole rat)
Lineage: Eukaryota; Metazoa; Chordata; Mammalia; Rodentia; Spalacidae
Gene: Fam170a
Product: family with sequence similarity 170 member A
Exons: 5
Coding region: 1-1092 (363 amino acids)
Biological process (GO): fertilization
Cellular component (GO): nucleus
Source: RefSeq, a predicted model, not a curated record